This is a messenger RNA of Argentina anserina (silverweed cinquefoil), 4368 nucleotides long. Its product is annotated as mediator of RNA polymerase II transcription subunit 16. Lineage: Eukaryota; Viridiplantae; Streptophyta; Magnoliopsida; Rosales; Rosaceae. Bases 30 to 3785 code for a protein of 1251 amino acids. The record is from RefSeq and is a predicted model, not a curated record. The transcript is spliced from 16 exons. Gene Ontology annotation, biological process: regulation of DNA-templated transcription. Gene Ontology annotation, cellular component: mediator complex.
AUAUAAUUUGUUUUAGGGUUUUUGGCCAAAUGAGUCAAGUCGACGAAGCUGACGACGAGCCCUUGCCAUUGGCUCACUCCAUUGAAAUUGAAAAACCCCAAAGCCCUAAACUUGAACAAGACCAAGAAGAACCACAACCCACUGUGGACGCUACGCCCCAAAACGACGACGGCGACGACGACGACGAUCCCAUGGAGGAAGACGCCUCCUCCUCCGUCAGCGCAUCUCCGGUCUUCUGUAUUGGGCUCAAGCAGCCCAGGUCUGAUUUGCUGCACAAGAUGAGCGUCCCUGAGCUUUGUCGCAACUUUAGUGCUGUUGCGUGGUGUGGGAAGCUGAAUGCCAUAGCUUGUGCCUCGGAGACUUGUGCGAGAAUUCCAAGCUCUAAUGCAAAUCCACCUUUCUGGAUUCCCAUUCAUAUUGUAAUCCCAGAGCGACCAACUGAGUGUGCAGUAUUCAACAUUAAUGCAGAUUCUCCUCGUGAUUCUGUUCAGUUUAUUGAAUGGUCACCCACUUCUUGCCCUCGUGCUUUACUGAUUGCUAAUUUCCAUGGAAGAAUAACGAUCUGGACUCAACCUUCUCAGGGGCCGGCUAAUUUAGUACGUGAUGCUAGCAGCUGGUCACUAGAGCAUGAAUGGCAGCAGGAUAUUGCAGUUGUUACAAAGUGGCUAUCAGGGGUGUCACCAUAUAGGUGGCUUUCCUCAAAAUCAAGUAGUCCCUCAAAUGCAAAGUCAACUUUUGAAGAAAAAUUUCUCUCACAACUAUCCCAAAAUUCAGAUAGGUGGCCAAAUUUUCUCUGUGUCUGUUCUGUGUUCUCGUCAGGCUCCGUCCAGCUACAUUGGUCUCAAUGGCCUCCUAAUCAAAGUACUGCAGCACCAAAGUGGUUUCAAACAAGCAAGGGACUCUUAGGUGCUGGGCCUAGUGGUAUUAUGGCUGCUGAUGCUAUCAUAACAGAUAGUGGUGCAAUGCACGUUGCAGGCGUUCCAAUUGUAAACCCAUCUACUGUUGUAGUUUGGGAGGUCACUCCUGGCCUUGGUAAUGGAUUUCACGUAACUCCAAAGAUAACCACAAGCAAUGGGAUCCCACCUUCAAUGAGUCCACCCAAUUGGGCAGGUUUUUCCCCUUUAGCUGCAUAUUUGUUUAGCUGGCAAGAUUAUCUAAUAUCCGAAUCAAAACAAGGGCGAAAGCAGACAGAUUCAGAUUUCAGUGAUACCGUACCACUCCAUUGUUCUCCAGUUUCAAAUUUUUCAGCAUAUGUGAGCCCUGAGGCUGCAGCUCAAUCUGCAAGAACCACCACGUGGGGAUCUGGAGUUACUGCAGUUGCUUUUGAUCCAACUCGGGGUGGUUCUGUGAUAGCUGUUGUCAUAGUUGAGGGGCAAUACAUGUCUCCGUAUGAUCCAGAUGAGGGUCCUUCAAUUACUGGAUGGAGGGUGCAACGCUGGGAAUCAUCCCUUCAGCCAGUUGUGCUUCAUCAGAUAUUUGGGAAUCCCACUUCUACUUUUGGUGGGCAGCCGCCCAUGCAAACAGUUUGGCUGUCCAAAGUGGACACAAGCAUACAACCAACUAAUGAUUUUAAAAAUCACCAAGCAUCUGCAACAGGAGUGAUCUCUGAGCCGAAGAAGACACCAGAUUCUAGCUUUGAGAAGGCAAAAAGGGUCAGUUUUGAUCCCUUUGACCUGCCAAGUGAUGUUAGAACUCUUGCUCGCAUUGUAUAUUCUGCUCAUGGUGGAGAAAUUGCUGUUGCUUUUCUUCGGGGUGGGGUUCACAUCUUCUCUGGUCCGAACUUUGCACCUGUUGAUAACUACCAGAUUAACGUUGGAUCUGCAAUUGCUACUCCUGCCUUCUCUUCGACAAGCUGCUGUUCAGCUUCUGUGUGGCAUGACAGUAGUAAGGACCGUACCAUUUUAAAAAUAUUGCGUGUUCUUCCGCCCGCUGUUCCAAGCAGUCAGGUGAAGGCAAAUUCAUCGGCGUGGGAACGUGCAAUUGCAGAAAGGUUUUGGUGGAGUCUUUUGGUUGGAGUUGAUUGGUGGGAUGCAGUUGGGUGCACACAGAGUGCUGCUGAGGAUGGCAUUGUUUCUCUGAACAGUGUCAUUGCAGUAUUGGAUGCAGAUUUUCAUUCUCUUCCCUCUACUCAGCACAGACAACAGUACGGUCCUAGUCUAGAUAGGAUAAAAUGCAGGUUGCUGGAAGGCACAAACGCACAAGAAGUUAGAGCAAUGGUUCUAGACAUGCAAGCUAGGCUAUUGCUAGACAUGCUUGGGAAGGGAAUUGAAUCGGCUUUGAUAAAUCCAUCUGCUUUGGUUCAAGAACCAUGGCAGGAAAAAGGUGAAACUUUAUCUGCCAUUGAUCCUGAAGCAAUGGCUGUUGAACCAGCUCUUGUGUCAAAUAUUCAGGCUUAUGUUGACGCAGUUCUUGAUUUAGCUUCACAUUUCAUCACUCGCUUGCGGCGAUACGCUAGUUUUUGCCGCACAUUGGCCAGCCAUGCUGUUACUUCCGGCACUGGUAGCAAUCGCAAUAUGGUGGCUAGUCCUACCCAGAGUGUGGGUUCUCCUGCAACUAGUCAGGGAGGUCAAAAUGGACCAACAACUUCCACAGGAAACACCCAGAUGCAAGCUUGGGUACAAGGUGCCAUUGCGAAGAUCAGUAGUACCUCUGAUGGAGUUCCUAGUUCAACUCCAAACCCCAUCAGUGGUCCAUCUUCUUUCAUGCCAAUAAGUAUAAACACAGGAACAUUUCCAGGAACACCUGCUGUUAGGCUGAUUGGGGAUUGCCACUUUCUUCAUAGAUUAUGCCAGCUUUUGCUUUUCUGUUUUUUCUUUCGGCGAACUCAGCUACCCCGUUUUGUUGGGGGUGCACAGAGAAAUACUGAUGCAAACAUACAAAAGCCUCAGCCUGGGGCUCCUGGGAAAGUGGAAGAAAUCAGUUCUGUUUCUGUCAAACCAGCCUCAGCCAUAGUUAGACCGGAGGAGGGUCAAGCAGCUCGGGCUGGUCAGAUCAUACCUGCAGCAAAAGGAGUGGAGGAAGGACCUGCUGGAAGGUCAAGAUUGGGUGCUGGAAAUGCUGGUCAGGGAUACACUUUUGAGGAGGUGAAAGUCCUUUUUCUCAUCCUUAUGGAUCUUUGCAAAAGAACAGCGAAUCUGGCACAUCCAUUGCCAGUUUCUCAGGUGGGAAGCAACAACAUUCAAGUGCGGCUGCAUUACAUUGAUGGAAAUUAUACAGUACUUCCAGAAGUUGUGGAAGCAUCUCUCGGCCCUCAUAUGCAGAAUAUGCCCCGGCCUAGAGGUGCAGAUGCUGCUGGUCUUCUACUCCGAGAAUUAGAACUCCACCCUCCAGCUGAAGAGUGGCAUAGACGGAAUAUGUAUGGAGGACCUUGGUCCGGUCUGGAUGAUGUGGGCCAUCUAGAUGAUACUCCCAAGCUAUUUAACUCUCAUGACUCGGUCGAUUUGGGAUUGAUGGAAAGUUGCGAUGUCUAUUAUGGAGCCCAUGGUCUCUGGCCAAGGAAACGCAGAAUAUCUGAAAGAGAUGCAGCUUUUGGCUUAAACACUUCUGUGGGUCUGGGGGCAUAUCUGGGUAUAAUGGGAUCACGGAGAGAUGUUAUUACUGCUGUAUGGAAGACUGGUCUUGAUGGUGUUUGGUAUAAGUGCAUAAGAUGUUUGCGGCAGACUUCAGCUUUUGCUUCCCUAGGUGCUACUGGUCCGCCUAAUCAAAUUGACCGGGAGACGUGGUGGAUCAGCCGCUGGGCUUAUUGCUGUCCCAUGUGUGGUGGAACAUGGGUUCGAGUUGUUUAGACGACUGAACCUACCAUGUUAUUUAUUAGGUGGGUUCUAUCUGUUACUGAUUUAUAUGUGGUGAGAUCCACAAUGGAGACGCACAAGGCAAUGCUGAUCACUGGCAACUGAUAAUACAUGAGCUGCUGAUGAUUGCCGGCCAAGUGAUGUGAUGCACCAGACAGGUGUCUGUUAAGGUGAUCAACAUUAGAAGAUUGUCUCUGUAAGCAGUCACGCUGAUCUUUAUAUAUCAACUUAAUGCCAUGACCUUGGUGCUGGGGUUUGAAAUGAAGAAUCUAGCCUCGGGCCAAAGUUCUUAUGACCACUUUGUUCUUAGUUGACUACUCCCUCCACUUGUUAACUUACAUGUCAAUGUAGUUAUACUAUGAAGAGCUUAUUUUUGGUUCAUGGGUGAGGGCAGUGGUUGGUAGGAUCCCACAAGUCUAACUCUGAGUUAUAGGUAGAUUAAUCUAUAUCUCUGCCAUUCGUAAAAUCGUAAAUGGAGAAAAUGUAUAGGGUGCUGCUAAAUGUACCCAACAACAAAUAUCUAAGUGUACCCAACAACAAAUAUUUUUCAAUAAAUCUUCCGAUUCUACCCCUGUAA